Chrysemys picta bellii (western painted turtle) is the source of this 1001-nucleotide messenger RNA. The record is from RefSeq and is a predicted model, not a curated record. Lineage: Eukaryota; Metazoa; Chordata; Testudines; Emydidae.
AUGUCUCUCCUGAACGUAUGGUCAGUACCUCCAGGAACAGAGAUCUAUGAUGUGAUGGGUAGAACUGUGGAAAUCAGAAUCAUGAAUUCAUCCAAUCUCUGGAGUCCACAGAAUGUGGAGUAUUGCUUUGACUUUAUUGACCGUUACUACGCAGUAUGUGACCCACUGCAUUAUGUCACCAAAAUAACUAUCCCUGUGAUAGUAUUAUUUUUAUUAAUUAGCUGGUCUGUCCCAUUCUUAUUUGCCUUUGGCUUAGUUUUCUUAGAGUUGAAUAUUGAGGGCAUUGAAGAAUAUGUGACUUCUAUUGACUGCAGUGGUUUCUGUGCACUCAUAUUUAACAAGCUCUGGGGAGUGAUGGUUUCUCUUAUAGCCUUCUUUUUCCCAGGCACAGUGAUGGUGGGGAUCUAUGUCCACAUAUAUACUGUGGCAAGAAAACAUGCAAGACAAAUUGCUAAAAUCCCCAAUGCAAUAAAAUGUGUCUCUGCGUUGAAAAACAAAAUGUCCACAAAAAAAGAGAACAAAGCAACUAAAACUUUAAGUAUAGUCAUGGGGGUGUUUGUUUUUUGUUGGCUGCCUUUCUUUAUUCUUACGAUAGCUGAUCCUUUUAUUAACUUCUCAACACCUGAAGACUUGUACAAUGCCUUCCUCUGGCUGGGAUACUUCAAUUCUACUUGUAAUCCAAUCAUUUAUGGUUUAUUUUAUUCUUGGUUUCGCAAAGCAUUUAAAAUGAUUGUGGCUGGUACAAUCUUCAGAUCAGAUUCCUCUACUCUUACUUUGUUUCCCACAAAUACUUAAUUAACCAAGUAGGGCUCUUCUGAAUGGAUUAGUAUGAAUAAAUGCCUAUGCUGUUUCUGGAGAUCUUUUAGAACAGUUCACAUAGUGCCCUACAUAUUGACAACAUUUACAAGAAUCUGCACAUGCUUUUGGAGUAACUCAUUUGUAGCGUGUCUCUAUAGGUAUUGUUUAAGGAUUAGCAUGCUAUCUUAGUGACCUGUCUGUCU